Molecule: messenger RNA, 5264 nt
Organism: Brachypodium distachyon (stiff brome)
Lineage: Eukaryota; Viridiplantae; Streptophyta; Magnoliopsida; Poales; Poaceae
Product: tRNA(adenine(34)) deaminase, chloroplastic
Exons: 4
Coding region: 143-4984 (1613 amino acids)
Biological process (GO): tRNA wobble adenosine to inosine editing
Cellular component (GO): chloroplast
Molecular function (GO): tRNA-specific adenosine deaminase activity
Source: RefSeq, a predicted model, not a curated record
ACAGAUGAUCUUGGAGUAGUUCCCAACCAAAGACGACGGUUCCACGGUGUUCCACCUCAAUCAAAUCCCACAGCCUCACUCUCCGGCGGUCGGCGGACCAUCAAAACCGCCGGCGGUCGCCGCGCAUCCCCCUCGCCUCGUCAUGUACAGCUCCUACUCCGCCGCUGCUCUCGCCCUGCGGACUGCGAAGCCGUCCUACAAUUCCCAUUCCUCUUACCUCCCUUCGCACCACUGCCAGCGUUACGACGGUGACGGCGGUCAGCGCGAGCUCCUCCCGCUGAACGCUCACCUUUCCCCCCGCUUUCUGCUCGAUGGGUGCCUUCUCCGCCACUCCACUCACCUCAUGCUCCUCUCCUCCCGGAUCCGACCUCCGCCCCCACCGCAUCCGCCCCACUGCUUCCGCCAGCGUGCGGCUGCCCGCUGCUGCUGCAGCGGCGGAUGCCGCAAUGGAAGAUCGGGCUUUGAGAAUGUUUAUUGGCGACCGGAGGCGCGCGGGCAUCGAUGUUGCGGGCAGGGCACUGGAAGCUCGGAUCUUGGAAUGGUUCGCGGGCAACUGAAGGCGCGGGGAUGCGGUUGCGGCAGCUCUGGAAUUGGCAGGCUGGGUCUGGGAACUAGUUGUGGACAUCGAGAUACACCGAGGUUGCUUGGCAGGGCGGUUCGGCAGGAGGUGUGGGAGUACGACGGUGGCGAAUGGCCGCGCAGAGGGUGUUCGAUGGAAUGCCGCUGUGAUUGGGAAGAGGAGGAAGAAGGGGAUGAAUGUGGUAUUGCUCAGAGGGAGGUACCAGGUAGGUCACUCUUAAGGAGGAGGUGGAAAGAAGAAGAAGAAGGCGGUGAUAGAUGUAGAGAUUGCAGCAGGAGGAAGGGUGUAGAAAUUGAUUACUGUGAUGAAGGUGAAUACAAUGGCCACAGGAGGGAAAGGAGGGACGUGAAUGGUGUACAUGGUAGGUUUCUGGAUUCUGAUUGGAGGAGGUUGGAGCAGAGGGGCUACUGUGACGAGGAGGAUGAUCUUCAUAUGAGACGAAGAAGGGAGAUGAUAGGGAGAGAAAGGAGAGAUUUUGAACUUGAUGAUGCAUUUGACAUGAAGAGAGUUGGCGCUAGAAGAUACAGUGAGAAUGACAGGAAAUAUGAUUGGCGAAGAGAAAGGAGGGACUCUGAAUGUGAGGAUGUGUUUGAUGCCGGAAGAGUCAGAGCUGGCAGGUACACUGAUGAUGGCCGGAGAUUUGAUCGGAGAAGAGAGAGGAGGGAUUUUGAAAUUGACAGUGACGAUGAUGUGAGGAUAGAAAGGAGGCACCAUAGAAACAACGAUGUAAGAUAUGUUAUGCAAAACCCAAGGAGGAAGGAGGAUAGGGCGGAGGUUGUUUCACUCUCGGAGUCACACCGUUGGCAUGAUAACGAGUGUGAUAAUGAUGAUCAAGGCAUUGCUGGACAUAAGCACUAUUCGGGUAGAUUUCUGAGGUCUUCAUCUGCAUUGCAUAAGGAUGAUUCACAGAGGGCUUCAAGUUCAAGGAACACUGUUGGUACAAGACUUGCAAGGGAGGAUUCAGCCUCGAGGGUGCGUUGGCAUGAUAAUGUAGACAGACGAGCUGUGCAGACAUUGCAAGAGAGAGACCGACACUAUUCUUCCUCGGUUGGUCCGUCAAAUGAUGAGUAUGAUUGUGAUGAUGCACAGCUUAUCAGGGUUAGAGAUUCCAGGACGGGAACACAAGAUGUGAAGGUUAUAACUGAGGAUGAUACACGCUUGAUUUCCAGUUCAAAGAAUACUUCAACUUUGAUGCAUGGUAGCAAUUUAGAUCAGCAAAUAGCAGCUCGGAAGGAUGAAUCAAAGAAAAUCUCACAGAGAAUAAUGGAGACAUCAGAAGUCAGAGGUCACAACACUGAACAAGAUUCCGCAACACGGAGCUAUAACCAGGAAGAUAGAAGAAACUGCAUUGGUAAUAAGUCAUCUUCUCUUCAAAGUUCUGUAAAGAUGACUAGUGACAGUAGAAGACAAAGUAACCAGCAUGAUGAGGUUGAUCAGUCGGUGGUUGCACUCACUGAAUUGAGGAGAAACUCAGAAAAGCUCACAGAUAUAAAGAUGGAUAGUGGUCACAAUGUUAGCAGGGCCUCUCACUCACAGAGAAAUUAUGAGGAAGUUAACCAGAUGGAUCUCGAUGACAGAUCUACUUCCAUAGAGAAUGUAACUCAUAUUACAAGAGACAGGAAGAGGUAUGUUAACCAGCAAGUGAUACAUGAAACAGACAUAGAUGUGCAGAAUGUUUCACAUCUUGAUGUUUCCAAGGUUCGUGCUAGUGAUAUUCAUGUGUCUAGGACUUCACAAAAUCAAUCUGAAACUAGAUCAGAUGUAAACUCUAUUUCCAACGUGAGUAUCAUUGACCGGGCAAGGGGCCAGCAAGAACAAAUACAUCAAAACAAGAUCAUCAUUAGUGAUUGCCCAACUGUCCGGGGUUCACAGAGUUAUCUUGGCAGUGGAGUAUAUGGUCAAGUUCACUUGACUUCGGUUGUUGACAGCACAAAAGAAAUUCAAGAACAAGUGGAAAAUACUAAUGCCCGUACUAACAAUGCUGCUAUGCCAAGUACUUCAGAAAGCCAUAUACUAACAAGAGCAGAUGGUCAAUUUCAGCCAUCCUCAUCUGUAAAUACUGUUGGUAGUGUGGAGCAACAAAUUGAUCUUACUAAGAUCCACGAUAGUGACACUGUAUUUGUUAGCAACUCAUAUAACAGAAGCGACCAUGAAGCUUGUAGGACAAAACCUGUCAAUCUUGUUGAUAAGGCAAGGGAUAGCCAUGACAAAAAUGAUCGGCAAAUUAGAGGAGGUUCUAGUACAGAAAGAAGUGAUCAAUCAAGAACCAUUUCUGAAUCCUUUCAGGACUCUAACGAAAGACUUACAAUAGUAGAAGAGACCGGGAGAUUAAUGCAGCAUAACAUUGCUUUGAACUCACAGCAGGCAGGCACCAGCAGAAUUUCUGAUGAUAAAGAUACUACUAGUUUGGAGAUGGAGAGUAGUGAAGAGGCAUCUAUCUUCAAUCCAGAUAUCAAACAACAAGCGAUAAUACAUGGAGGGAGUGAAACUACUGCAGGACAAAGUAUGCUAGGUGUUUCAUCUGCCAGAAAGUCUGUCAAUGAAAGCUUGUUAGAAUCAGCUGCUCGAUUAGAAAAAUCAUCUACAUUUCAUGUAGGGCAAUUUGUUGGUGAGCUCCAAAGAGGCGUCUCAGAUGCAGAUACUACUUUAACAAAGAAAAAUGAGAAGUCCAUAAUGGAAGGUACAACGAGAUCUUCAUCCAGAUCCAGAAUGAAGGGACCAUCAGAUGAGAUUUGGGAUGUUCAAAGUGCUACGUCUCAAGAGACCUUUAAGACAGCCGAUAAGGAGGAAGGUUCCUCAGCUGAUGGAGGUACCAACUCAGCCUCUCAGACACCCAAAAGUGAGUCUGUUAUUGCUAAAAGAGUUCAUAGGUCACUCUGGGCUUAUGUUGCAGACAUAGUCCGUCUUGGCUGGGUUCAACGAGGUGAAUCUCAUGAUCCUAGCAACAAAUCAUUUAAUAAAAGUUCAUCCAGUAAUUCUCAAAGUACUGAGGGCUGGCUGUCAAGCCAGGGGCAUGACAAUGACAGAAUUCAGAAGAGAAAUUGGGGUACCAAACCAAAAGAUCAUCUGAUGAAGUCACAAAGCGGAGAAUCAGAAUCUAGGCUAGCAUCAGCGCUAAAGGAUGAAAACUUGCCUACAGGCACACAAGGUUUGCAAAUAUCAGAAGCUGGUCAUGUACCUGAAGUAGGUAGUUCGAAAGGAGAUUUUGUACCCAGAAUUUCCAACGAUGCUGUGCAGAUUUCAGGGGAGAGGGUAAAAGCAAAACAAUCUGAAGUGGGUGCAUCACCCAAAGGAAAUAUCAAAGGAGGCUUGGCUGAGGCUAGCACAUCAACUUCGGUAGAUGUCACAGUAGGACAUUUACCUGAACAUGAAGCUGCUACUUCAUCCAGUAUCACAACCAAGCGUUCCACCGAAAUUAAUGCGGGGAAAGGAAUAUUAGGCGGCACAUCUUCGAUCAUCAACGUGGAGGAAGUUGGUCAGAAUGAAGAUGCAGAUAACUGGAGAUACGGACCUUCAGCUGCUAUAACUCCUUACCAUCAUCCUCAAACACAAGCAAUGGUGCCGCAUGAUAAUGCGUCAUACGCUUUCCAAGAAUCAGCGGAAUUGCCUACUGGUGGUUUCACGAGGAUGGAAGAGAAGAUUGUUGUACAGCAGGCCCCUGAAGUUAUCAGAACAGAAGGAAAAGAUGCUGAAUUGAAGAGGAGGAAGAUUCAGCGAAAUAAGCAGGUAUUGAAGGAGACAUUUGAUGAAUGGGAGGAAGCAUACCAGCACGACGCUAAACAGAGAAAGACUGAUGAAUUAUUCAUGAGGGAGGCUUUACUUGAAGCUCAGAGGGCUGCAGAUAUAUGGGAGGUGCCAGUUGGAGCAGUGCUAGUACAUAACGGAGAAAUUAUUGCUCGUGGUUGUAAUCUAGUUGAAGAUCUCAGGGAUUCAACUGCACAUGCCGAAAUUUGUUGUAUAAGAGAAGCUUCUAACAAACUUAAGACAUGGCGCCUAGCGGAAACAACACUUUAUGUGACAUUGGAACCUUGUGCCAUGUGCGCUGGUGCAAUUCUCCAAGCUAGAGUUGAUACUGUUGUAUGGGGUGCACCGAACAAGCUUCUUGGAGCCGAUGGCAGCUGGGUUAGGCUUUUCCCUGGUGAUGGGCAAGCAAGCACAUUGGAUCCAACAAACCAGAACCAAACGGCAGGACCUGUCCACCCUUUCCAUCCAAAGAUAAUCGUAAGGCGAGGUGUCCUCUCCGCGGAGUGCUCAGAGAUAAUGCAACAGUUCUUCCAGCUGAGGAGGAAAAAGAAGCAGAGGUCGGAGUCGCCGCCUCGUCCGCGCCACUCGGGGCACCACCACCAUCCUAUCAAGUUCUUCACCAAGAUGCAUCACAUGUUCGGCACAGUUUUCUGUUUGUAGCAGCAUCCUUCCCACUUUCCCCAAUAGUAAGUAGACUCCGCUUUCACAUUUAAUCUUGUCUUUUUGGGGGGAUUUUAUGGCGUGACAUCCUUUAUUUCCCGUUCUGGAGGUAAAAGUAAUGUGCCAUUUUGUGAAGUGUUCUUUUCCUGUAAUGUAAAGGCUUUUUAGAUGUAAUACUGAAGAUGACUUUUCCAGUGGGUUAUCGAUCUCCUAUAUCGUUUCUACAGAACCUGCAGAUAAUUGAUUUCGGAGAAAAGAAGUGAUGGAUUGAACUUGCCUA